This is a messenger RNA of Gekko japonicus, 1890 nucleotides long. Its product is annotated as GRIN2-like protein. Gene Ontology annotation, biological process: neuron projection development. Bases 1 to 1890 code for a protein of 629 amino acids. The transcript is spliced from 2 exons. The record is from RefSeq and is a predicted model, not a curated record. Gene Ontology annotation, cellular component: plasma membrane. Lineage: Eukaryota; Metazoa; Chordata; Lepidosauria; Squamata; Gekkonidae.
AUGGACGUGAAGACCUUGUUGUCAUGGUUUAACAAGGAGAUCGGUCUGUACGAGGCUAGGUUGGUCGGGUCUCUAUUUUCCUUAUGGAUCACCACUAUUGCAGAUUCUGACCAGGAUACUGAUCUGGCUUCCGCCAUGGCAAGUCACCGGCUUCACACCCACUCCCAUCAGGAAGCCUUAAACUCCAUCUGCCGUAGCGCCCCAAGCCCCAGCUACCACCUCCUUUCGAAGAGCUCCUCGAACCUGGCGGGCAUCGGGCCGACGGACCCGGGGGAAAGGCAGAGCGGCAAGCAGGAGCUCCGGAAAAGCUUCAGCAGUUCCGCCUGCCAAGCCCGGACGAGGGAAACCGACACCGGGAGCACGCCGAGUUCCGAAUGGUCGUCGACCCACUCCGAAAUCGCAUCCACAGUCAGGACGGUGAGCAGCUUGUCUCCGAGCGACAGCACCCACAGCGGCCCCAAGAGCACCAACCACUUCCUGCCUGUUGACAAGUUGUCGGAACCCGUGGAAAGAAUGGAGGCUAGAAUGCACAUUAAGAGUAGUGCUGUAAAGAACAUGCCUCCCGCGUAUGGUGGAAACCCGCAACACGUGAGCGCGGCAGAAGACCUGGGAGCUGCAGUCCAAAGAAGUCUUUCUGACCUGACAUGCCGCUGCAAGCAGCGGAGUCCCGUCCCCCACAUGGAAACCAGCGCUACGUACUCAGCCAUGAGUUCCAACAGCGGUUCUGGGGCUUCCGCAGGCAACCUGGCUUUCCAAAGACCAAGAUACGGUUCCAACGUGUAUGGAAACGCCCCUGAUUAUCAAAGUCACACAACUCAGAUCCCAAGCUUGCCUAGAGACCCAAACGUGCCUGCUCACCUCUUUGACGACGUAUCGCAUAAUCAGAUUUUUUCAGAUCCUGGAACGUACAGCACCACCGUCCUCGGGCCUCACGCACCUAGAGAUAACCUCUCAAACUCAGCAAUGUACGCUCAAGGGGGGAUCGUGUACAGUAACUUUUCAGCUGGCAUGUACCCGCCUGGCAUGGUGGCUAUCCAGAACAGCACUGCCCUGCCCUAUAACAUAAGGCACGAGCCUGCGAUGAAGGUAGACGGCACCGGUCCAGCCUACUGUCAUUCGUUGCCCAUACCUUCUCUUCAGUUCAUUCCCAGGUUAGUCUGUUCGGUCAGCGAAUCAGGAAAAGAACAAGCAAGCCCCGGAUAUUGUCCUUCUUUGCCAGCGACUGGAAUGGUGACCCUUCCGAAGCUGGUGUCGUCUGUUAGCGAAUCCGGUCUGGAUGCAAAGCGCAUCUUGAGAUGCAGCGGCGGGCAUGGGGAACACGGGUCGCAAGCUCACGUCCAACAGGGUGGGCCCCAACAGGAAAGGAAGACUACCUAUGUGGUGCUGAACAGCCGCCACAACGGUACAGAGGUGGUCCUGAAAACGAAAGACAUGUGGACAAUGACCUCGAUGAACGACAUGAUUCAAGUCUCGCAGCCUCUUCAGUGCAAAGACGCCGGAGUACAAACCAUCCCCACCAAGGAGUGUAAGUCUGUGGCUACAAGUCCCUCAGUUGUAGUGGAGGACCACCCCCACGUAUACCCGGAGGUUAGUUUGGAACCUGAGGCAGAAGGGGAGAAAUCUCUGGUGCAGGAAGUGAGAUGGGAUGACGAAGGCAUGACGUGGGAGGUCUACGGGGCGGAAGUCGAUCCGGAAGAGCUCGGGCUGGCCAUUCAGAAACACCUGGAGUUUCAGAUCGAACAGUUGCAGCUGGAAUCUAUGACAGUCUCUAGGAAAAGUACUGAUGACGUGUUGCCGGAUAAAGACGAAAAGAGAAUGUCUUUCCGAACAAUGAUGUAUUGCCUGAGGAAUCCAAGUUGUUGUGCCGGUUCCAGCGCAGCAGUGGAAUAA